Molecule: messenger RNA, 2241 nt
Organism: Eriocheir sinensis (Chinese mitten crab)
Lineage: Eukaryota; Metazoa; Arthropoda; Malacostraca; Decapoda; Varunidae
Exons: 5
Source: RefSeq, a predicted model, not a curated record
UUCACAUGUUUUAUUACAAAAAAUAAAUAACAGCGUUCAAUAAAUACUGUAGUUAAGCGUUGGCAAUGAACAGCAACACAAUAAAUAAUGAAUAAAUAAAUGUGAUGAAACACAAUGAAAUAAUGUGAACAUUUCGUGGAGCUCGGCGGCGUGUGGGUGUGUGGCCACGGCAGGGGCGGCGGCGUGAGGAGCUGAUGAUGACGAUGAUGGUGUCAACGCCGUGCCCAGGGCGCCGCGUCGUCCAGGCUGACAGCCACGCUGACGCCGUGGUGAGGUCAGCGCCGUGCCCAGGGCGCCGCGUCGUCCAGGCUGACAGCCACGCUGACGCGGUGGUGAGGUCAGCGCCGUGCCCAGGGCGCCGCGUCGUCCAGGCUGACGGUCACGCUGACGCGGUGCUGAGGUCAGCGCCGUGCCCAGGGAGCCGCGUCGUCCAGGCUGACGGCCACGCUGACGCGGUGCUGAGGUCAGCGCCGUGCCCAGGGCGCCGCGUCGUCCAGGCUGACGGCCACGCUGACGCGGUGCUGAGGUCAGCGCCGUGCCCAGGGCGCCGCGUCGUCCAGGCUGACGGCCACGCUGGCGCGGUGCUGAGGUCAGCGCCGUGCCCAGGGCGCCGCGUCGUCCAGGCUGACGGCCACGCUGACGCGGUGCUGAGGUCAGCGCCGUGCCCAGGGCGCCGCGUCGUCCAGGCUGACGGCCACGCUGGCGCGGUGCUGAGGUCAGCGCCGUGCCCAGGGCGCCGCGUCGUCCAGGCUGACGGCCACGCUGACGCGGUGCUGAGGUUAGCGCCGUGCCCAGGGCGCCGCGUCGUCCAGGCUGACGGCCACGCUGACGCGGUGCUGAGGUCAGCGCCGUGCCCAGGGCGCCGCGUCGUCCAGGCUGACGGCCACGCUGACGCGGUGCUGAGGUCAGCGCCGUGCCCAGGGCGCCGCGUCGUCCAGGCUGACAUCCACGCUGACGCGGUGCUGAGGUCAGCGCCGUGCCCAGGGCACCGCGUCGUCCAGGCUGACGGCCACGCUGACGCGGUGCUGAGGUCAGCGCCGUGCCCAGGGCGCCGCGUCGUCCAGGCUGACGGCCACGCUGACGCGGUGCUGAGGUCAGCGCCGUGCCCAGGGCGCCGCGUCGUCCAGGCUGACGGCCACGCUGACGCGGUGCUGAGGUCAGCGCCGUGCCCAGGGCGCCGCGUCGUCCAGGCUGACGGCCACGCUGACGCGGUGCUGAGGUCAGCGCCGUGCCCAGGGCACCGCGUCGUCCAGGCUGACGGCCACGCUGACGCGGUGCUGAGGUCAGCGCCGUGCCCAGGGCGCCGCGUCGUCCAGGCUGACGGCCACGCUGACGCGGUGCUGAGGUCAGCGCCGUGCCCAGGGCGCCGCGUCGUCCAGGCUGACGGCCACGCUGACGCGGUGCUGAGGUCAGCGCCGUGCCCAGGGCGCCGCGUCGUCCAGGCUGACGGCCACGCUGACGCGGUGCAGAGGUCAGCGCCGUGCCCAGGGCGCCGCGUCGUCCAGGCUGACGGCCACGCUGGCGCGCCCCUCCACCCCCGCCUCGCCGCGCGCCACACAGGUGUACACGCCCGCCAGGUCCUGCCAGAAGUCGGCCAGCACCAGGUAGGCGUGAGGCAGGUGUCGGUCGCGGCCCAGCUGGAAGGCGUCGGCGCCGGGCGUCCACGACGGCAGCGGCUUGUCGGCGGCGUCCCGCCACUCCACCUCCUGCACGGCGGCGGCGGCGUCCACCCAGCAGAAGAGGAACGCCUCGGCCAGGGGGGCCACGGCCACGCUGCUGCCGUUGGCGAUGACGGGCUGGGGGGCGGCGGCGGCGGUGGGGGCGGCGGUGGCCAGGAGGGGCAUGGAAAGGGCCACGGCCACGACGGUGGCCAGGGCCAGGGCCACGGGACUUGUCUGUCGGGGCAUCGUGGACUUGCUGACUGUUUCGGUGUCGGCUCUGGUGGGGCCGCCGGAGACUCCUGCUGUGUCGGCGGCUGUGUCGGCGGCUGUGGCUCCGCGGCUGCGGCUGUGGACGGUCUCCUUGCUGUGCGUGUCUUCCUGAGUGUGUCUUCUUCCCUUGCCGCUGACGGGGACGCCGCUGCUGCCGUGUGUGGUCUCGUCAGUGUUCUGCUGCUGCUGGCACCGCCGGCGGCGACUCCCUUGCGCUGUGUCUGGCUUGUGUUGGUGCUGCUGGAGGCGGUGUGCUGCGUCUUCUUCAGUCCUUCGGCAGGGCGUGCUGGAGGUGCUUGUGCUGUCAAAG